CCACUUCUCAUUAUUGCCACAUGUUUCUGAUUUCAGUUUUCUAUUUAAAGACCUAGAAACAUAUAUACAACAUUAGAUACUAAGUUAUCAGAAAAUGAAGAACAUUUCAUUGAUGUUCAUCGCCUUGGUUGUACUCUUGACAUCAUUCCCCACUCCAACGCUCUCUUAUUGCAAAGAGUCACUUCAUUUAUGCAUGCAACAUUUGAAGUUGAACGAUAGACCCACGUGGUUGAAGUGUUGUGAUAGACUAAUAAUACCAGGACCAUGUAUGUGUAAGUAUAUUAAAGAUCCUGUACAAUGGAAAGAAGCUUAUCGUCUUAUGGCUUCUUGUGGAAAGACUGUUCCUCUAAAUCAAAGUCUCAAGUCCUAUUUCAAGUGUGGCUAAAAAUAGUCAACCAACAAAAGCAAUAAGCGGUCGUCAAGCCGAACCGGAGAUACUUAAUAAGAUUAGUUAAUCAAGUCUUUCCUUGUCUUUUUUUAAUCGUAUAAGUUGUUGCUCUAAUUGGCCUUCAUUAUAUUUAUGAACCAUCUCUCCCACAUUCCACGUUUUUCUUGCUUUUUGGAAUUACUAUUUCACUCUUUCAAAUUCGAUACUUUGUACUUGCUUUUAUUUAAAGAAAUAAAAAAGUAGUCUACUUCUAUUUAAAG
Messenger RNA from Arabidopsis thaliana (thale cress), 648 nucleotides. Its product is annotated as Bifunctional inhibitor/lipid-transfer protein/seed storage 2S albumin superfamily protein. The record is from RefSeq and is marked reviewed. Lineage: Eukaryota; Viridiplantae; Streptophyta; Magnoliopsida; Brassicales; Brassicaceae. The transcript has a single exon. Bases 95 to 385 code for a protein of 96 amino acids.